UCUAAAGAAGCAUAUCUAUUCCGCUUCGCUGUCUCUCAUCUAUAAAAUAUUAUAGUGGUUGGCUGUCUUUCAAAGACCAAUACUAUAAUUUUUAUCACCCUAUUUGAUUUUUAUAACGACCGAAAUGCUUUCACGUUCAGUCCUAGCUACCUCCCUCCUAUGGGCAUCCAAGGCCCUCGCUAGCUACCAAGCUGGUACAUCAGACAAUAUCGCUAUCUACUGGGGACAGAACUCGGCUGGUGCCACCGACGCUGGCAAAUCCCAGAAGUCACUCUCCGAAUACUGCACCAGGGCUGAUGUUGACAUCAUUCCCGUGGCCUUCGUGUCUAGCUUCAACCCCAUACAGGUGGACUUGACAAAUAUGGCCGAUGAUAAGAACAUGGCUGAGGAGAUCACCACGUGCCAGAACGCCGGCAAGACUAUAUUACUAUCCAUCGGAGGAGCUAUGUUUACUUCGGGGCCUUCGAGCCCGCAAGAUGCUCAAUCUCUGGCCGAUAAAAUUUGGGCGAUGUUUGGUCCUCCUGGCAAUGGCGACGGCGGUAACCGUCCUUUCGGUAACGCAGUUGUCGAUGGCUUCGAUCUCGACAUCGAAGCCCCGCUCCCAAACAUGGCACCCUUCGCUGCGCGAUUACGCGAGAACAUCGACAAGGCCAACGCCGGCGGCAACCGAAAGUUCUACCUCUCCGCGGCGCCUCAGUGCCCGUUCCCAGACCUUAACAACCAGGCCAUGCUACAGGGCGACGGGGCCGUAGCCUUCGACUUCGUCAUGGUGCAGUUCUAUAACAACCCCAAAUGCGAUAUCCGAGUCUUCAACGGCCUCGGUUCCGGUUCCGGUUCCGUCUCAACACGGGAUACAAACGACCCCAUGAAGACAGGUUUCAACAUGGCUCAGUGGGACGAGUGGGCGCGCACAAGCAAGAACCCCAACGCCAAGGUAUUCCUCGGCAUCCCAGGUGGCCCCACGGCCGUGUCCCCGUCCGAGAAGGCGUCGUACAAGGCGCCGAAUUCCCUGGGCCCCAUCAUCGCCUACAGCAAGCAGUUCUCGAGCUUUGGCGGGGUCAUGAUCUGGGACAUGUCUCAGGUCUGGGCCAACCCUAGCUUCCUAGAUGCCAUCUCCAAGGAGAUCAAAUGUUCACCCAAGGGGAAUGCUACGCGACCUACUAGCGCUGCUACCCAGACGAUACGACGAGUGCAUCAGCGAGAGUGGCAGUCAUGACUGGCUUCUGUUAGAUUAUUUUCUAUUUAAUCUCGAUUUUGGGUGUAGGCGUUGGGAAUUCUUGUUUAGGGACUUCCGUGAUGCAUUCGGUAGGCUGCCCAAAGGCGAUGAUUCCACUGAAGAUAACCUAGGGGGUCCCAGGAGUUUCCUGUUGUGCAUACAUUUUAUAUUAUACCUACAGGUUGGGUUAAGAGGGGAGUUGGGGAGUUUCAUUCUGGCUAGGUUCGGGAGAGUUGGAAUAGUCC
Molecule: messenger RNA, 1461 nt
Organism: Daldinia loculata
Lineage: Eukaryota; Fungi; Ascomycota; Sordariomycetes; Xylariales; Hypoxylaceae
Product: glycoside hydrolase family 18 protein
Exons: 1
Coding region: 125-1216 (363 amino acids)
Biological process (GO): carbohydrate metabolic process
Cellular component (GO): extracellular region
Molecular function (GO): chitinase activity
Source: RefSeq, a predicted model, not a curated record